AUAAUGGUGCAUUAUGGAUCAUAUGUUUUUGUGAAUCAAUCAGUGGAUAAAAUACAGCAUCGCAUAAAAACACAAGAGCAAGUUGAAUAAAAAGGGAAUGAGUGUCGCUAGUAAGUCGGGGAGCUUAGAACGCUUCGUCUAUGGCAGAUCCAGCUAACACACUCGCUGCCGCCAGCACUAGCCGCCGCAAGCGUGUGCUGCCAACGCAGCCACGUUCUGAGGCUAAGCGCCUCCGGACUUCAUCUCAAGACGACAAGAUUCCUACCGACAAAAGUACCCACAGUUCUACCAGAAUUUCACAUAAGGUUAAAACUUCCAAAUCUGGCAAUUCUCAAAAUAAGAAAUCAGACAAACCAGACCCCCACCUAUCAAAAACGAAGUCUCACGGAGAAAUUCCCUCUACUUCUUCGUCUACCCAUAAACACUCAUCAACGCAAAAUUCCAAAUCUUCAAAGAAACACAAUAAAACUGAUUCCGAACAACUCGGUACAGAGAUUGAACCGAAGGUUAAGAAAAAUUCUAGGUAUAGUUUAGAUAUUAACCAUAGACAAGAUCAUUUAGAAUAUAGUGUAAGAAACAACAACACAGACUCAUCUAGUUCACUAAGUAAUAUAUCUGCUGACGUUAACCGACAUUCAAGGAAGCACAGAAAGAGUUCGUCAACUUCAAUAAGUUCGAGAGAUAGACCAACCGAAGAUAAAAGUAAUACCUUUAAGUUCAUUAACUUAGACCUGCAUCUACGAGACAAAAAGGAGAAAACUAGAAAGAGUGAUAGAAGGGGACAAAUUCUUAUUAAACUGAAUAACACCACAGUCGAAGACUCCCUAGGAGCUAGUACUUCAUCUGCAAAUCUAACUUAUCCACAAGUUCACAAAUACCCCUUAAGAAGUCACAGCAAGAUACUAUCGAACAGCUCUAUCUCCGCUUCGGUAGUUGAAAGUAGCAGUACGAUCAAUUUACCAAAGAAAGUUUUACCAGUUCGUUUAAAAAGAGAUUUUGUAGCGCUGGGGACGAGCAGCAGUCAGCCCACCACCAGGGACGUCCAAGAGCCCUCUCGCCUCACACGCAGCGGUGCAGUGUUGAGGCGUAGCACUCGGACUAGCAAAGGGCACAGCUCAACAACGGGUUCGUGUGCAAGCUCUAGUGGGGCUAGUGGCAGCGGCAGCAGCUCGAGAAGGGCAGUGAGGCAGCAAAAGGUUGGGUCGGCCGCCCCGGCACUUCUCUCGGCUCCUGCCACACACGCUGCCGCAGCCAUGGCCGCUGAUCAACCGGAAAUGCCGAACAACGGACUUUCAGCGUCAGAAGAGCCUCCAUCUCCUCAAGAAGCGACGCAAGCAGUCCCUGCCAGUGGUGGCCCCUCAGGUCCUGGAGCUGAUUCCGAAAGUGAUGACAGCGAGGUGGGAAGAUUACAAGCUCUCUUGGAAGCCAGGGGAUUACCACCACAUCUCUUUGGUGCGCUUGGUCCCAGAAUGCAACAAAUGUUACACAGAAGUAUGGGCACAAACAGUUCCGUAGCUAGAGCUCAAGCACUUAUUCCUGGUCUUCAAGCGACUGGAGAUGAAGGUCAACAACUCCAAGCUGUAAUUGAAAUGUGUCAAGUAUUGGUAAUGGGCAAUGAGGAAAUACUAACUGGAUUCCCUGUAAAACAAGUUGUUCCAGCUCUUAUCAAUUUACUAGGAAUGGAACAUAAUUUUGAUAUUAUGAACCAUGCUUGUCGAGCUCUUACCUAUAUGAUGGAGGCUUUACCAAGAUCAUCAGCGGUUGUAGUGGAUGCUGUCCCUGUAUUUUUAGAAAAAUUACAAGUCAUUCAAUGCAUGGAUGUAGCAGAGCAGUCUCUGACUGCGUUAGACAUGUUAUCUCGGAGGCACUCGAAAGCGAUCCUCCAAGCGAGAGGAGUAUCAGCUUGCCUAACUUACCUCGACUUUUUCUCGAUAAAUGCUCAACGUAAUGCACUUUCAAUUACUGCUAACUGUUGCUUAAAUCUAUCUUCAGAGGAGUUUCAGUACGUUCAAGAUUCUUUACCCCUUCUUGCAUCCAGAUUAACACAGCAAGACAAGAAGUGCGUGGAAAGUGUAUGCCUAGCCUUUUCGCGUCUAGUUGACAGUUUUCAGUUAGAACCGUCUCGACUUCAGGAAAUAGCAAGUACCGAACUGUUGACAAACCUUCAACAACUACUUGUUGUGACUCCUCCGAUAGUUAGCACUGGAACAUUCAUCACCGUUUUAAGGAUGUUAUCGGUAAUGUGUGCAAAUUGUCCAGAUCUUGCACUAACACUUUUGAAACAAAAUAUAGCAGAAACUUUGGUGUAUUUAUUGACCGGAUCUGCCGAAGUAAAUCAAGAAGAAAUUGAGUUAAUACCAAGGCAACCUCAAGAACAAUUCGAAAUAACGGCACUUAUUGGAGAACUUAUGCCGAAGUUACCAACAGAUGGCAUUUUUGCUGUAGAUUCUCUUCUUGAAAGACCAUCUAGCGUCGCCAAAGAUCAACCGAUCUGGCAGUGGCGAGACGAUCGCGGCCUGUGGCAUCCAUACGGAGCUGUUGAUAGCAGAAUAAUCGAAGCUGCCCAUAUGAAUAGCGACGAUGAGGUUAGUUUAAAUACUUUGGGAAGAAUUUACACGAUAGAUUUCCAUUCAAUGCAACAAAUCAAUGAAGAUACUGGAACAUCUAGACCUGUACAGAGACGUUUUACUCCCAUGAGUGUUCAGUCUAGUCCUGUUGAACCAACGCAGGCACCUAGCAGACCUGUAAGUGCAAGCCGAGACGCUCGUGUCGCCUGUCUGCGUGAAGAAAGAGGUCUUGCAGCUGCUUUCAUUCGCUCCUUGUUUUCUGUUCUGUAUGAGGUGUACUCUUCAAGUGCAGGUCCAGCAGUAAGAUGCAAAUGUCUUCGAGCGUUGUUAAGAAUGGUUUAUUAUGCCAGUUCAGAGUUGCUCAGAGAUGUAUUGAAAAAUCAAGUGGUUAGUAGUCACAUAGCAGGUAUGAUGGCUUCUAGUGAUUUAAGAAUCGUCGUGGGAGCUCUCCAAAUGGCUGAAAUUUUAAUGACUAAGUUACCUGAUGAAUUUGGAGUACAUUUUAGAAGAGAAGGGGUCUUACAUCAAAUCAACAGGCUAGCUGAUCCAGAAGUACCUCUGGGAGUCAGUCCACCGAAAACAAGUAGUAGUGCCACAUCGUUUUCUUCUACAUUAAACGAAUCUCAACCUGGAACAUCGCAAUCUUCAACAAACGCUUCUCUACAAACUGCUAAUGGUUCCGCUGUCUUAGGAGCUACACCAGUUUCCUCUACAAUGUAUACAUCAACACCAGAUACGCAAAGAUUACAAGAGUCCGAAACGAGAUCACCUAGUCCUUCUCAUGUACGUCUUAGUGAUGUACUGAAACGAAAACGAGUGACAAAGCGAGCAGGAGGAUCUAGUCGAUCAAAAACAAGGCAUGAAGACAUGCCCCUUUCUCCUUCACUUAUGCAGGAUUUGUUCACUAAAGCUGCUUCCAUAGGAAAUUCUACACCAAGUAAUUCUAGACCCAGGUAUUCUGGAUCCGGUUCCAAAACUAGUUUCUUGCAAAGUUUAAAUCCGGCUAGGUGGGGAAGAAGUCUGAAUUCUUCACAUGACCGUAACUACAGCAAAGAUUCUUUAAAUAAUCUGUCAAAGUCUGCAUCAAAUUCACACAUAACUGCCGGAAACAGGGAAAAAACUAGGACAUGGAUUCGAGAUCAGGCAUCCAAAUUUAUAGAAACCUACGCUAGCACCGAAGAUGAUCCCCACCCAGCUACCACUGUUAUAAUACGUUUAAAACAAGCUAUCGACAAGCUUUCAGCUCCAGCAUGUCGCGAAGCGCUUCUGGAUCUUAGGGAAAUAUUGAUGGAGUCGGACAUAUCCCCAUUUGAAGUAAAUUAUUCGGGCCUUAUAAAGGCACUUCUUUCGUAUUUAGCUGAUGUAAACGGACCAUUUGAUAGAGAGCAAAGACUUAGGGUUUUCUUAAACGUAUUUGCUGGUUGUCCAGUUGAUGGCAACAUUAUAGACAUACCGGAAUUGAAUUCCACAUGGAUGGGGGCGCUAGUCGCUAAAUUGAAUGGGUGUGUUUCACAAUUGGAACAAUUUCCAGUCAAGGUACAUGAUUUACCUGCCAGCUCAGGUGCUGGUCGAGGUGGAACUAGUGCACUGAAAUUUUUCAAUACACAUCAGUUAAAAUGUAAUCUGCAAAGACAUCCAGACUGCUCCAAUCUAAAACAGUGGAAGGGAGGUACGGUGAAGAUCGACCCCUUAGCUCUAGUGCAGGCAAUCGAACGAUAUCUAGUUGUAAGAGGUUAUGGUAGACUUCGAGAUAAGGAUAGUGCGGAUAGUGACGAUGCUGAUACGGACGACGAUAUAGACGAUACUUUAGCCAGUGUUGUGAUAUCACAAACUGGUACCAGGCACAAGUUGCAAUUUCUUAUUGGUAACAACGUGCUGCCUUACAACAUGACUGUUUAUCAGGCUGUGAGACAAUUUAGUAACAACGGAAAUGACCAGAGUGAGACUGAUACUGAUAAUGAAACUCCUUUAGGCAAUGCUGGUAUUUGGGUCCAAACACAUAUAAUAUAUUAUCGACCAUUAAAAGAAGAACCUUCUACUUCCAUGAAGAGUAGUAGCAGCGCUUCGACAAGUCAUUCUAGCAGGAAAGGAAAAGGUUCUUCGGGAAAGAGCACAUCAAGGCGUAGAGCUGAUGAACUGUGGAAUGAAGGAGUUACACCUCUAGCCCAAUCCCCCUUGGAUCCCUUUUUGGUUACCCAGUUUCCGGAAACAGUUACCAUUCAAGAUGCCUCUUUGGAUGUGUUGUGCCUCUUACGCAUUCUAAACGCUCUUAAUAUGUAUUGGACUUAUUUAUAUCCUAGUGUUGAAUAUAAGGCUAUAUUACCCCCUCUGGAAUUCCUCAAUAGCAAAAUUGCCGCCAAAGCCAGCAGACAGUUGCAGGAUCCUCUAGUCAUAAUGACGGGCAAUUUGCCCAAUUGGUUACAACAAAUUGCUUCAGUUUGUCCGUUUUUGUUUCCCUUCGAAACCCGUCAACUACUUUUUUAUGCUACAUCUUUUGAUAGAGAUCGUGCCUUACAGAGAUUGCUUGACAUGUCACCGGAACUUAGUUCAAGCGAUUCUCAAGAACGUGUGACUCCAAGACUGGAUAGACGAAAACGUACGAUAUCUCGUGAUGAUAUUCUAAAACAGGCCGAACAAGUAAUGCAAGAUUUGGCGUCGUCUAAAGCCUUACUUGAAGUGCAAUACGAAAAUGAAGUUGGUACCGGAUUAGGACCAACCUUAGAAUUUUACGCUUUGGUUUCAAAAGAGUUACAGAAAGUUAAUUUGGAGUUAUGGAAUGCUUUUAGUGCGAGUGAAAGUGAAUAUGUUAAUAGUCCGACUGGAUUAUUCCCGAUGCCUUUAUCUAGAAGUGCAAAAGUUAGUCAAAUUACAAAAAUUAAGAGCAAGUUCAGAUUUUUAGGAAAGUUCAUGGCUAAAGCUGUUAUGGAUUCGAGAAUGUUGGAUCUUCCAUUUUCCGUCGCAUUCUAUCGAUGGCUUCUGGGUCAAGAAAGCUGCUUGACACUGGCGGAUCUACGGCACGUCAAUCCGGAACUGCACAGGACACUACGUAAAAUGCACUUUAUCGUUAAGGAGAGAGAUGAGAUUUUAGCUAAUAUGGAUUAUACACAAGAUGAGAGAAUGAGCGAGAUCGAGAAACUGGAAUUCGAUGGUUGCUCCAUAGAUGAUCUCGGCAUAGACUUUGUGGUACCUGGUUAUAAUAUAGAAUUAAUGAAAGGGGGAAAAUCUACACAUGUGACAAUCCACAAUCUCCACCUAUAUGUAAAACUAAUGUCUCACUGGUUACUUCACGAAGGCGUUUCACGUCAAAUGGAAUCGCUCAGGGAAGGUUUCGAAUCGGUAUUUCCCCUUCAUAAUUUGAAGGUGUUUCUACCUGAAGAAUUAGAGUCCGUAUUCUGUGGAAGUCCGAAAGAUUACAUCCUUGGUUGGGACGUUAAGACAUUGAUGGAGUGUUGUAGACCUGAUCAUGGAUAUACAGCGGAUUCUAGAGCUAUACGAUUCCUGUUUGAAGUGCUUAGUUCAUAUGAUAGAGAAGAGCAGAGAAUGUUUGUUCAGUUUUUGACUGGUAGUCCAAGACUCCCGGUUGGAGGUUUUAAAGCAUUAUCUCCUCCGCUGACUGUAGUAAGGAAGACUCUAGAAGGGAAUAUGAACCCCGACGAUUUUCUACCAUCUGUGAUGACAUGCGUGAACUACCUCAAAUUACCGGAUUAUACAAGUAUUGAAGUGAUGAGAGAGAAAUUAAAAUUAGCAGCUUCAGAAGGUCAACACUCGUUCUACCUUUCAUAAGAAAGUGUAUGCAACUUUCAGAAUAGGCUAUUACUCAGAUUAUAUUUUUCUUGAUUUAUUGAUGAGGAUAUUUUAAGAUAUAUCAAUAAAAAAUUUUCCAACUGAAGUAAAAGUAUGUAAAUUAUGGUACUGUAUAAUAUAUAAAUAAAUUGCUUAAUAUUUCUUUUCUAAGGGUUUUAUCUACUUUUUUAAAAGUUAUUUAAGAGAUAUUUAGUUUAAAAUGUAGUGAUAUAAACAACAUUUAAAAUGUCACAACAAUUGUGUAUAAAUAUAAAUAUGGGAAGUAUUAAACAGUUAAAUAAAAGUAUUGUAUAUAAGUAUUCCAUAGGUAUUCUAGGCUAGCAAUUACAAUUGACUUGAUAUAAAUAAUACGAAAUGACAUUUUGACUGUCGUGACAAAAUUAUUUAAACAAUUUAUGUUACUUGUCAGUUAUUCAACAUACAUAUUGGCAAAAUGCAAAAUAGAUUUCGGCAGAAAUGGAUUGACAUAUCAUAUUCAAAUGGGUCAGUUGUACCAGUAGUAUAUUGAUGGGAUACAUAUUGAUACUAUAUGAAUGGACCACGAGUUGUCAUCAGAAAUGUGUUUUUUUUACAUUUAAGAAAAUCGGAUAUGUACUGAAAAUGCUGUUAUAAGUGAGAAGAAAUAAUAAACAUAAUUAAAAAAAGUAAUUACACUACACCGUAGUCUAUUCUCAGUCAAGAAAAUGGGAGUCCAAAUAAUUACACCCUGAAUACAUCCUGAUUUUGAACUUAUUCGCUGGACUAGGACACGCCAGCUGCUUCUUGACUAGGAAUAUAUUAUACGGCGCAUGCAAAAAAAUAAAAGUUUAUUGAAACAAGUUAGUAUUAUUUAUAUUUUUUCAUCUGAUCUCUAUAUUUUAUCCCCGUCCGUAUUCCUUGAUGCAUAUAUUUUGAUGAACGAAAUUGUUUCUAUACAGUCUUCUAAAUAGAAACUGUAGUAGUUUUUCUGUUUGUUAUUAUAUCAUCACAUUCAGCUAAUAGUGCUUGGAGAACAACUUAUUCGCUAUAUUCAUUGAAUUCAUUUUUCUUCUUUUUCCAUACGCUUAGUAGCGUGUAGGCGUUUGAGUUGCUGUCUUUUAGCAACUAUUCUAAGGUUUCCCUCCUUAGAUAGUUGAAAAAUAGACCCAGAAUCUUCGACCACACCAUUUUCUUAUGUUUCUGAUCCAUGGAUGUAAUUUUCUUCUAGGGCCUCUUCUACCGUCAAUCUUGCCCGCGAAUAUAAGUUUUAAGUGAGGUAUCUUGAUCCAUUCACGACGUGUACCAAUUAAGAAAUCUUGCGCUGUUUUACUACACCUUAUUGAUCCACAUUUCGCAUGCUUCAUAUCUAUUUAUUGACCGUGUCUGUGAACUUUACAGUAUUACUGGCCACGUAUGACAUUUAACCAAACAAAGUCUAAUAUUUAAAGGCACCUCUGAGCUAAUGCGGUAUUUCUUGAAUUUAAUAAAAGCUGCCUUUGUCGUACCUCACCUUAUUUUAAUUUCUUUAUCACAAUCCCACUUAAUUGAUCAAGUGAGAGUUGAGUGGAUCAAAGGUACUAUUCUUUAACUCUUUCAAUGUGUUGUUCGUCUAUAAGGUGUGUUUGCUCAUGUUGCUGCAAGCGAAUGAUCAUAAAUUUAGUAUUUUUGAUGUUAUCCUUCAAGACUUAUUCCUUUCCUGUAUGAUUAUUACUUGUAACCAGCGCUUGCAGAUCUUCUGUCUUAACUGGUAGAAUAUCUGUCGUCUGCGUAACAAAUAUUGUUAAUUAUGACCCCAUUUAUUUUAAUUCCUCAUUUGUUUUCUAAAGCAAUUUGAAAUACUCGCUCAAUAUCGCUAAAAAUUAGUAGUUCAUCUGCACCAUAGCAUUUAAAACAACCAAUUCCAUUUUCAACGACACUUCUUCAUGUACUAUGUCCUUUCAGAACGUUGGUUACAAUCAUAGCUAUCUUAAUUUUAUUCACUGCCACCCUAAAUAGCAUGCUUGUAUCAACACCAUACCAAUCUCCAAGUUCGUGAACCAUGAGGUUCUUCUUCGUCCUGGACUGCGUUUGCCUGCUAUUUUUCCUUGCAUGAUAUUUUGUAGCAACCUAUUUUUAACCUAUAGUAAGACCGAGAACACGUAGCAGCGAAGUAGGCGGAUCCUUAAUGCCAAUUUUAGAUCUCUGUUACAUAACACCUUAGACAUCCUUCUAAUAGCAGCUCUAGCCUGCUCUAUCCUAGAUAUAAUUUCGCCGUGACUUCUGCGUUACAAUUUAAUUGCUGUCCAAGGUAAACGAUUUGAUCAACUUGCUCAAGUUUGGUAUUAUUUACAUAUAUAAACGGUUUUAUAUGCUGUUGUUUACUUAUUACGAGUAUUUUGGUUUUCCGUAUGUUCAGAUCCAGAUCUGCCUCCCUACAACUCUCAACGACACUAUCAAGUAGUGUUUGCAGAUCUUCUUGACUAGAAACUAGGGAUACUGUAUCGUCCUCAUAUCGCAAAUUAUUGAUGACUUCGCCGUUCACAAGUAUUCCUUCUUGUUUUUCAGAAAGUGCUUUUCUGAAAAUUCUUUCGGAGUAAACGUUAAAAAGCAGGGGUGACAAGGGCAUCCCUGCCGUACUCCUGUUUUAAUAUUGAGAGCCUGUGAUUCCACACCAUCUACUAAAACUGAUGUUGUUUGAUUCCAAUAUAAAUUUGCAAUUAUUCGAAUAUCUCAGUCGUCCAAGCCAAUUUCUUUUAGAGUUUCGAUCAAUAUAGAGUUUUUAACAUGAUCAAAUGCCUUUUGGAAGUCAAUAAAACAACAGUAUAUAUCUACAGAUUUAUUUCGACAUCUUUGAGUAAGUACGUUCAUUCCAAACAGUGCCUCUCUCGUUCCAAACCCGUUACGGAAACCAAACUGAGUGUCACCUAGGUAUUCCUCGCUUUUAUUCUAGAUACGACCAUGUAUUAUAUUCAGAAAAAUUUUCGACACUGUCGAACCUCAAAAAUCACUCGUGUGCUUGUCUCCUUACUCUACAAAACAUAAGGUAUAUAUAGUCAUAUCAUUUACUGGUAUUCCCAUAGAGUAGGUGACAUAGCAUUCCUUCUUCCCUUUUUAAUUAUUACUACAGGAGAGUUAUUAUUAUUCUUUUUGAGUACCCUCAAAGACUUUUUAGGCAUAUAAAACUAUAUUUGGUCUAAAAAAGAAGUAUAUAGUUAGUAGAGUUUUUAAUCAAUUUUCCAAAGCAUAUUAUUUGCUUGCAAUAACUCAAACAGACAUGGAUAAGCAAAUUAAUAGAAAAAGUUAGCCUGUUAGAAUUAUUUUAUGCUCUAUAUUUAGAUGUGUUCGUUCUGUAAAGGAGAAUGGCAGACCUUUUUAUUUUGAGGAAUGUUUGAAUGUACUAAUGAUUGUUUACAAUUAAAACUAUUUUGGAACUCGAUAGAGAAUUGGUAAAAAAUGUUAAGUAAAAGUAUCAAUCUUGUAAGCCUUGUAUUGGAAAUGUUUAAGAUAUGACAAGACAUAAGUCAAACCAUAUAGUUUUAGCACUUCUGCUUAACUACUUGAUUACAACACUUGUUGUAUGAUGGAUUCAAUUAUGAAAAUGGAGUAGAUUCUGACUAUGCUUUACAAAUGAUUAAAAACUUAAUAUUAAAAGUAUUUGAUCUUAAAUGUUUAUUGCACUGUUUUGAAAUAUUUACAGCAUAUAAUAUUCAGAUUCUUUCAUUGUUGGUUUAAACCAACCGAUCUAUACUUCAGUUGAAAUACUGCAAAAGUUUUAAAAUAUUCUUAUCGAUUAUUUAUUAUUUGUCGGAAAAACUGUGUAAUAGCCUGCAAACGUAAAAUAUACAAUCGAAUAAUAUAAAAUAUUGUAUUUAGCACUCACCUAGUGAGGCAAUGUGUCAUUUUUUACUAUAUUGCUGUAUAAUUUAUUCUUAAAGAAUUGAAUUUUGGUUGUCCCUUACUUGUUUUAUUUUAUUUGAAUGUAAAUACGCAUUUUCCUUAUGUAAUAGUCCAAAGUGGAAAAAAAUUAUUUUGUC
This is a messenger RNA of Diabrotica balteata, 10342 nucleotides long. The record is from the annotation of a GenBank genome assembly. NCBI's taxonomy places the organism in Eukaryota, Metazoa, Arthropoda, Insecta, Coleoptera, Chrysomelidae.